AGCCUCUCACGUGAUUUAAUCAUGUGACAUGGUGUUUGGAUCUGUGUCGGUGUAGAAUUGUGUUUUGGAACCAUAUUUUAAGGAUUGCUGUGUAUUCGUUUUUGACAAGUUAAUGAAACGGGCCCAUCCCGGGCACCACCGUAGAGUAUGAUGACACACGAAGAAAUGCGGCGCUAUAGUGGACACACGGGAUAGAGCUGGAAGCAGCUAGUUAAGACUGCAAACGGUGACCUUGUCAAGUGCUAGUUGACCUUGACGGCUGUCCGGUGUGUGUGCCAGGACAGGAGUGAUGAAUUUGGAGGCCGUCUGAAGUCGUGCGAUAGCCUCAUCAACCAUGGAUUCUGUUUUCGGUCGCCUCCGCUCCAACUCGAAGGUGAAGAGAAACCACCUGGCACCGUCAAAAGAGGACAUUCUGAACACUAUCGACCAGUUCGACAAGGUGAACGCGGAGGACUGCCUACCCGCAGCAAACGAAGACCUGCAGCGCUGUGAGGACAACAACAAUCUGAAGUCUCAGCUGAGUGAGGAGGUCGUGAGAGGUCGCUACGACAUGCUACUUGAUGAGUCGCCCAGCGCCAGCUUCUCCACGUCGUACAGCUCCGAGUGGGAGAGGCUGUUUGUGACACCUAAUUACAAGACGAAGCUCAAGGAUCAUGGGAUUGCAGGGCGGCUACGCAGCAGUCGAUUCCGCAGUGUGGUUUGGAAGAUUUACUUGGAAGUGCUGCCGGAAGACCUUGACCUCUGGGUGGCCAGUUGCCAUGAGUGGCGCAGCAAGUAUGAAGAGCUCAAAAAUCAGCUGAUAGUGAACCCGCGGAAAGCCGUCGAUCAAGUUGACUUGUCAUUGAACAACCCGCUAUCGCAGGAUGAUGAGAGCCCUUGGAACAAAUUCUUUCAGGACAAUGAGCUCAGACUAACCAUCAAACAAGAUGUCAUUCGGACUUUUCCCGAACUUGAGUUUUUCAAGUCGUCCCAGUUACAGGACAUGAUGCUCGAUGCCUUGUUUUGCUUUUGUCGCACUCACUCCGUUCUCUCAUACAAGCAGGGAAUGCACGAGCUGCUAGCUCCUCUCAUCUUCAUCCUGCACUGUGACCAUCAAGCCUUUCUGCACGCCUCGGAAGUCGACACGCUACAACCCAUUUCUCCGAACCACAGAGAUAUUGUCAAGGUCAUCAUGGAUCCAAAAUAUCUCGAGUCGGAUGCGUAUGCCAUGUUCUGUAAAGUGAUGGAAACAGUCGAACCGUGGUAUCUGUCCAAGGAUCUCGAGAACCCGAGGCCUACAGACAAGGUGACCUCUCAGCCGUUCUCGCGACCCCAGGACUUGAAUCCCUCCAAUGUGAUAGUUGCCAAGCUGACCCGUAUCCAGGACUACAUUCUCAAAAAGUUUGACCCUGAGCUGCACCAGCACCUAGAGAGACUGGACAUAGCUCCACAGGUGUACGGAAUCCGCUGGGUACGACUGCUGUUUGGUCGGGAGUUUCCCAUGCAGGAUCUUCUCGCAAUGUGGGACGCCAUAUUUGCCGACGGAAUUGGAUUCGACCUCGUUGACUACAUCUUUGUGGCCAUGCUGCUGUAUAUCCGUGACGUCCUACUCGCCAGUGACUACGUGGCCUGUCUGGGAUGCCUGAUGAAGUUCCCCCCGGUGGGCGACGUCCAUUACUUCAUAGAGAAAGCGCUGUACUUGAGAGAACCUAAUCAAUAUCCCAGACCCCCUAAGUACACCUUUAAGACGGUGAACCAGCCUGGAGCGAACCGAUCCCAGCACAACAAAGCGAGCCUUACUAACAAACGACAUAACACGGGGCUUGGCGGCUUCUCCUCUUUUUCACGGAAAUUUAACCGACCCAAAACACUCGCUGUUUCGAGCAAAAAAAUCUCCAAGUCAUCAAGUGAACCCAUGAAUCUGCAGACCGACAUUUCACCAGCUAGUCCUGCGGUCCCCGAAGGAAAGCGAGGCUCCACGGCCAGCUUGUCUCAGUUGGAAGACUCCAUGUUCAGAACCCACCACAGCUCAUCGUCAAGUCUCGCGCGACUCGACCCAGGUCACAGGUCGUCUCAGUCGACGCCCGCUGGACACAGCCCAUCAGGUUUGUCUGCCGACGAGGGUGCGAUGCCCGGCUUUCCACAUGACAGUCCUUCCAAGUAUGCCACCCUGCCUAGUCGGACCAGACUCAAGAACAAAAAAAUAUCAAAGACUGAUGCCGAAGUCCAACAACAGAUGUCCCAUCUACAAGGACAGCUCAACGACAAGUCAACCAUGUGUAGAUACUGUGCCAGCAAGCUCGACAUUCACAUAAAUCGUUUACAGAGCGAGUUGAUGAAACUCAACCUAGACGCGGAUGACGAGAUCAUGCUGUCGUUAGCUGGCAUCAAACAGGUGAGGGAUGUUUUGAACGGAACUCUGCGGUUCUCGCAGAACCUCCUUGACGAGGACGAGAUCGCAAUCAGUGACAAUUUCUACAAGGAGGAGGAGCGAGUCACGAGCGAGAGAGUGGAGAAUGAGAGUGCGCCCAACUCAGCCGUCGCCCGCACACUGCUACUGGACCCAGCAGUCGUCACGUGCAGUGGAGGAAAACGCAAACACAACAACCUGUUCUACAUGGGCAGCGACGAGACGUCGGAAACCGUGGACUUGGUCGAACCCAUUAACGGAGCGGCAGCGCUGUCACAGAGCAGAGAGUGGCCACUCGAGCUGAAUGACUACGCCAGAAAGAGGCAUUCCAGCGGACCUAGGGGAGACCACUCUGGUGUAUCGAGGGGAGACUACUCCAACGGGCCUCAACAGAUGUCUGACUCGGUGCUAUCCGACUCGCUCAGUGUCAGCAGCGUCAACGCUCAGACUAGUAGCACGUCCACAGACUCAUUCGAAGUCAGUCCAAAUCCUCUGUAUAGUUUGACCAUGGACACAGAUGCUGUUUAGUGAUGGCCAGUUUCACCAUGGACACAGAUGCUGUUUAGUGAUGGCCAGUUUCACCAUGGACACAGACGCUGUUUAGUGAUGGCCAGUUUUACCAUGGACACAGACGCUGUUUAGUGAUGGCUAGUUUCACUGUGGACACAAACGCUGUUUAGUGAUGUACAGGUUUGCCAUGGACACAAAAUGAUGUUUAGUGAUGGCCACUUUCACCGUCGAAACCAAUGCAGUGCUCAUAAUAAUUUGAUGUUAAACAUUGUUCACUGCCCGAACCAACGUUGGAUAUUGUUACCGUCAUAGUGACAUACACAGCUACCUACCUUAGUGCCAUCGGUGAACUAGGAGGAAACGUACAUUGUUUUAAAGUUUUAAAUGGUAAUUGAUUACAUACAUACAUUCAGGGCUUGAAAUUUGCCAAAAUAUAUGGUGGCCCAAAAAAUAAUAAUGGAUGUUGGCAAAUUAUGGUAAGAGAACCACAAGCAAGAUUUUAAUGUGGAAUACAAAUAUUAAUAGUGUCUCAUAUGUUAUAACUCUAAAUUAGAUCGCGCACAUAAUAUUAUUUGGGCGACUAACUUCAUUAUUUUUUUAAUAUUUAAGUAGUCCAAACGGGACAUUGGUUGCUAUUUGGCGACCUGGCCACAGGCCGUUUCAAGCCCUGACAUUUAAAGUCUCAGACGCUAGUUUUCAAUCAAGAAAAUCUAUAGACACCAGUUGUGGUUAAUCUACAAACUUGUAACGCAUCUCGAUAAAGUGGUAAUAGAUUGAAGCAACUGUCUCUCAACUUGAAAGGGUGGGAGGUGGGGAAUGCUCUGGGAAAAUAUACUAGAGCUCGCCUCAUAACCAUUACUUCUCAGAGCUAAGUGCGUUUUUUCGAAUUAUAAAAAUUCUGUUUCAUUAUGAUGAGUAGGAUGAUGACAGAGACUUAGGAUGUACGGAAGUGGAUAUUCUAAACCACAGAAGAUAAGAAAUGUCCCGUUCCCAGUGCCGGAUUUACAAGGUGGUAAAGGGGCCAAUUGCCCCGGGCCCCCCUGCCAGAGGGGCCCCCCAGACUAAGGACUUCCGUUAUAAAAAAAAAAGAAGUAAUAAUUAUAAAAUUAGUUCAUUUCUUUUAUUUGUCAUGUAAUUUAAUUUCUAUGUUGAGGGCCCCCGAACCAGAAGUGCCCCGGCACCCCCCUCCUCCCCCAAGGUCUAAAUAUGGCCCUGCCGAUUUCAGUUGACACACAAGGCCUACGUACUGGGAGAAAACUGCUGUAGCUAUACUGAGUCAUAAAUAAUUCAAUGAGGGUUCUUACGCCUCCUGGAAAUCCUGGAAUGUCCUUGAGUUGUGUGAAAUUAUUAUCCACACCUGGAAUGUCCUGGAAAAAGCAUAAUUUGUUUAUAGUGUCCUGAAAAUAUCCUGGAAAUUUAGGCCAAUUUUUUCGUUUGCAUCUUUACUUUUGUUGUCCUCAUAAGCUGUCUAAAUUCAUUGAUUGAACAUACUUGGUCACUGGUGGAGUCGGAGGCUAGGUCUGAGGUGGAUGUGCCUCCGUGGAUAUAGGUACGUUAAUAGAGUUCCCAGUUCCCAAUUCCCAGUUCUUGAAAAGCCCUGGAAAUGUCCUUGAAGUUUAUGUUUAUUAAAGUGUAAGAACCCUGUCAAUAUGUAUUUGACUGAUAUUUUCUUGCAGAAAGGACAUUAGGGCCUCUACGAGUCGAAAAUAUUGGACUUGAGUACACUAACACUAGAAGACAAUGAGACUUAGGAAUAAAGUAAAAUAGCAUUAUAUGCAUCUUAAUUCUAGCGCUGAAUAUGGAUGUCAAAUCAUGCCAUUGUAUUGUAUUCCACACAUUCGACUUUGUUUUCUACCCAUGUGUCAUAGCCCUGUAAUGUAACCAGUGGCAAGCGUGUGGCAACAUGGCGUUAAAAAUAUAUAAUUAAAUGAGAGUUCUCUACUUGCCCGGGUACUAGAGUCCUGUGAACGGACUCAAGUUUUGCUAGACGCGGGCCAUGCCUUGGUAGACUCGUGGAGAUCCUGAAGGCCAUAUUAUAUCUGAACAUAAGAGAACCUCAAUAAACCGGAUACCUCUUAAAACCGGACUUUUUACUUUGUCCCUAGGGUGUCUGGUUUAGACAAGUUUCACUGAAUUAAGCUUGUGACAAAUGAGAUAUUGGUAAGAGCUGUAACUAAAUAUUGUGUUUCAUUUUGUUUUCUUCUGUUUAGGGGGCUGUGUUAAAAAUUAUCCACCAAGUGAUUUCAGCAAGGAAAAUUUUCCUUUAUAAUUGAAAUGAAUGAAUUUGGCACCAAAUGUCCGUAGAUUUUUCGGUCAAUGAAUAUGACAGCAAAAUGUCCAUGAACUGGCUACCAGAAGUGUGAAAUGGACACUAUACAAUCCCUAAUUUGAAACUAAAAGCUCCGAUUAUUUUAUGUUAUAUAAUUAUUAACAAGUUGAGGCCUUCUUAGUACAUAAAUGUAGUAAUUUAAAAUCGUUUGAUGUAAUGAAAGACUGCGUAAUAAAUAUAAUUUUUUGUUUUA
Messenger RNA from Gigantopelta aegis, 5421 nucleotides. RefSeq names its product TBC1 domain family member 5-like. Gene Ontology annotation, molecular function: GTPase activator activity. Gene Ontology annotation, biological process: activation of GTPase activity. Lineage: Eukaryota; Metazoa; Mollusca; Gastropoda; Neomphalida; Peltospiridae. The record is from RefSeq and is a predicted model, not a curated record.